Messenger RNA from Chelmon rostratus (copperband butterflyfish), 1266 nucleotides. It is a transcript of the gene slc10a4, whose product is annotated as solute carrier family 10 member 4. The record is from RefSeq and is a predicted model, not a curated record. Gene Ontology annotation, molecular function: bile acid:sodium symporter activity. Gene Ontology annotation, cellular component: membrane. Bases 1 to 1266 code for a protein of 421 amino acids. Gene Ontology annotation, biological process: bile acid and bile salt transport. The transcript has 3 exons. Lineage: Eukaryota; Metazoa; Chordata; Actinopteri; Chaetodontiformes; Chaetodontidae.
AUGGAGAACUCCAGCCUGUUGGGUGGCGACGCACAAAAUGCGCUCUUGAUAGACUUCCUCACGUCGGACACCUUGAAUCAAGUUGUGGAUUCUCCGGAGGACACGGCCAUGGCUGGACUAGUGGCCAGGAGUGCCAUCUUCCUUGAGGGCAGCAAAUUCAGGACUGCCGGUGGGGCCGAGUUUAUGGCCGCUCCGCCGACGGAAUCCCCUCACCUGAUGCCUGCCUUUUGGGAUUCCCCGCUCAGUCACGGAAUCAAUGUAUUUGUGGGACUUGUUCUGUGCUUCACUAUGCUGGGGCUGGGCUGCACGGUGGACGUUAGCCAGCUCGGAGAACAUAUCCGCAGGCCCAUCGGGGUACUGCUGGCUCUUGUGUGUCAGUUUGUUAUCAUGCCCUUGGUGGCCUUUCUGUUGGCUCUAGCCUUCUCUCUGGACGAUGUGGCAGCGAUGGCUGUGCUCCUCUGUGGCUGCUGCCCGGGAGGAAACUUAUCAAACAUCAUGUCUCUACUGGUGCACGGGGAGAUGAAUCUCAGCAUCAUCAUGACCAUAUCCUCCACGCUGCUGGCGCUCGUGCUCAUGCCGCUGUGUCUGUGGAUCUACAGCCGGGCCUGGAUCAACACUCCUGUGGUCAACCUCAUGCCCUUCGGGGCCAUCAUCCUGACCCUGUGCAGCACUCUCAUCCCCAUUGGGUUAGGAGUUCUGCUGAGGUACCGCUACACGCGUGUGGCCGACAUUGUUUUAAAGGCAUCUCUGUGGUCUCUGCUAGUCACCCUCGUGAUGCUAUUCAUCCUCACCGGAGCGAUGCUGGGGCCGGAGCUCCUCUCCACCAUCCCACCCUCCGUCUACGUAGUGGCUGUCCUGAUGCCUCUGUGCGGCUACGCUGCAGGUUACGGCCUGGCCAUGCUCUUUGACCUGCCACCCAACAGCCGCCGGUCUGUCUCUCUGGAGACAGGAUGCCAGAACGUGCAGCUGUGCACUGCCAUCCUGAAGCUGGCCUUCCCCCCUCAGCUGAUGGGAGGGAUGUACAUGUUCCCUCUGCUGUACGCCCUGUUCCAAGCAGCCGAGGCUGGCAUUUUCAUCCUGGCCUACAGGCUGUACAGGAAGAAGGUCCUGCACAAACCAGACCCCAUGGGAGACGGCGAGGACACGGAUAUAACAUAUCAGAGGUUUCAUGAUGAGGACUUUGACUCAUCUUAUGGUGCUGUGACAGUGAGUGACCCAAACACCAUCAUGUUGGACCCCUGUCCUCCUGAUCCAACUCCUGUUUAA